AUGUCAAAAGACUAUCGGAAGUUGAUUGUACAGCGGUUGGAAGAUGUGAAACAGAAAAAUAAGAAAAUCGCGGUUUUCUAUGAUAAUUACUCAAAACUCUCCGCAGCAGUAGAAAAACGUCAUAAGUAUGACUCAACACGCUCUGAUGAGAAUCUCAAGGAGAGUGAAGAAUUCGCGCGAGUAAAAGAGGAAAUGGCAGAGUUGUAUCGAUCGAAAUGUCAGAAUGAUCAGCGGCUCAUCAACGCGAAUCAUUCUAUACUGAGUUUCGAGAAGAAAACAAGCGCUUUACUGGCUGAGAAAAAAUCGCUAGAAGAACAGUCUCAAAAAAUAAGUAGCAAAUAUGCUACUGCGAAAGUUGAGAUUCAGAAAUUUUUGGUAGAUAAUGAGCAACUAAAUGAUGAGAGAAUAGCUACAAAUAGUACUGUAACUGCGCUCACAAAACAAAUCCAGGAAAUGGAAAAUGAUAGAAUCCAAUUUCUUAACAAAAUUCGACAGCUCAACGAGACACGAAUCGAUUUGCUCAACGCAGAGGUAGCGAUGGAAGAGAGGAAGCGCCACUCAAAAAUGCAAGAAAUGAUAAUAAAGGCAGUGGAAGAAGUCACGGAUACUGAUUUGAAAUUAGACGCAAUGCUGAAAGCGAUGCCCGCGACUAAUUCUAAUGGUGACUUACUCCUUGGCGAUAGUAUUCCUUCGAGAGCGGAGUUCACUUUUGAAUGCGAUGAAGGAGAAGUAAAUGAUGUAAGAUGGCUCGACGCGGAAACGUUUGCAACUGGAGGAUCAGAUAGGAAAAUAAAAGUGUGGAAAACGGAUGGACAUGGAGGUCAGACACGGAUAGAAACAUUAUCUGGGAGUAACGCAUCAUUCACCAGGAUCGAUUAUGAGAGAGAUAGAAAAUUGCUCAUCGCAUCUUCAAACGACAAAAAUGUGCUGGUGUGGAACCUGGACACCUCUCGUCUGAUGAGCACGCUAUCUGGUCAUGCCGAUCAAGUUACAUGUGUCAAGUUCUACCAAUCACACUCUGCUGUGUCUGGUAGUGCCGACAGAAUUAUAAAGAUUUGGGACCUCCAGAACCAGAGAUGCAGUCUGUCAUUGUUCCCUGCGUCGAAGAUCUUGGAUGUGGCAACAAACUUAGGUGGAAGCCCAUCAUUAUUUGCCUCCGGACACUUUGACAAGAAGCUACGUUUCUAUGAUGGAAGAUCGGUGGAACCUGUGAAGACUGUGGAGAUGGGAGGACGGAUCACAUCGUUGGACGUCUCUAUGAAUGGGUGUGAAUUGCUAAUCUCCACUCGAGACGACACAAUUUCAAUGUUGGAUCUACGCACCUUCCAAACUCUUCACUGUUAUAGCGCUGAAAACUACCGUACCAGUUCGGACACAUCACGAGUCAUUCUCUCUUCUGGAAACGAGUACGUAGCUGCCGGAAGCUCGAAUGGCUCCAUCUUCAUUUGGAAUAAACACAGCGCCAAACUCGAGAAACGACUGACAAGCAGUUCUGAAAAUGCCAUCUUCUCUUUGUCCUGGAACCCGACCGGAUAUGGUCUGCUCUCUUCCAGCAAACAAAAAGUUGUCACCCUCUGGAAGUAA
This is a messenger RNA of Caenorhabditis briggsae, 1584 nucleotides long. It is a transcript of the gene Cbr-atg-16.1, whose product is annotated as Protein CBR-ATG-16.1. The transcript has 12 exons. Gene Ontology annotation, cellular component: autophagosome membrane. Bases 1 to 1584 code for a protein of 527 amino acids. Gene Ontology annotation, biological process: autophagosome assembly. NCBI's taxonomy places the organism in Eukaryota, Metazoa, Nematoda, Chromadorea, Rhabditida, Rhabditidae. The record is from RefSeq and is a predicted model, not a curated record. Gene Ontology annotation, molecular function: protein binding.